AUGGCUGACGAGUCCCAAAAGAUACCAGUGGCCGCUUCGGAGGCCCGUCGUCUGGUUGAAGACAUCCUCAAAGGCAAUGGCGUUCCCGAAGAAAACUCAAAGAUAGUCGCCCGGUGCCUCGUCGCUGCCGACCUUCGCGGUGUCGACACUCACGGCAUGAACCGCAUUCCUUCCUACAUGGAGCGUGUCCGCCAGGGUGUGCUCAACGCCACAGCCCAGCCCGAGCUGAAGCAAGUCACACCGGUUGUGGCGCACGUCGACGGCAAAAACGGCUUCGGCUUCGUUGCGGCAGAGAUGGGGAUGGCAGCUGCCAUCGAGUCUGCCAAGACUUUCGGCAUCGGCAUGGCAAGUGUGUCGCAUUCCAACCACUUUGGCAUGAGUGCGUGGGUGGUGCAGCAGGCUCUUGAUGCGGACAUGAUGAGUUUGGUGUUCACCAACUCGAGUCCUGCGCUGCCGGCGUGGGGCGGGCAGAGCAAGCUCAUGGGUGUUUCACCGAUUGCUUGUGGUGCGCCGGGGAAGGACAAGCCUUUCAUCCUGGACAUGGCCCCGUCAGUCGCGGCCAGGGGCAAGAUUUACAAGGCCAAGAGACGCGGCGAAAAGAUUCCUCUUGACUGGGCGCUAGAUGCUGAGGGACGUCCUACGGAUGAUCCCACCGCAGCAUUGGGAGGUGUCAUGCUGCCGAUGGGUGGCCCCAAGGGUUCGGCAUUAGCAAUCAUGAUGGAUGUGUUCUCUGGUGUCUUUUCUGGCUCUGCUUUCGCUGGUCACGUCACUAACCCGUACGACCCUUCAAAACCAGCGGACGUCGGCCACUUCCUAGUCGCCAUCAAGCCAGACCUCUUUAUGAGUCUGGACGACUUCCGUGAAAGGAUGGACUAUUUGUACCAGCGUGUUGUUGGGUCAGACAAGGCGGCAGGAGUAGACAGGAUAUACUUUCCGGGUGAGAUUGAGCAGUUGCAACAGCAGGAACGGGAAAAGACAGGCAUACCCUUGGUACAGGCUGAGAUUGAUGCUCUCAACGAGGAGGCAACAAAAGUUGGCGCCAAGCCUUUGGUAACCCAGGUAGCUGCAUGA
This is a messenger RNA of Colletotrichum abscissum, 1071 nucleotides long. RefSeq names its product malate/L-lactate dehydrogenase. Gene Ontology annotation, molecular function: oxidoreductase activity. The record is from RefSeq and is a predicted model, not a curated record. Bases 1 to 1071 code for a protein of 356 amino acids. The transcript has a single exon. NCBI's taxonomy places the organism in Eukaryota, Fungi, Ascomycota, Sordariomycetes, Glomerellales, Glomerellaceae.